AUGUCGACCUUUGGCCGUUAUUUUCGAGUCACCACUUAUGGCGAAUCUCAUUGCCGUUCCGUCGGCUGCAUUGUCGAUGGCUGCCCUCCAGGCAUGCAACUAACAGAGGACGAUAUACAGCCUCAGAUGAGUCGCCGCAGACCUGGCCAAUCUGCUCUGACCACCCCUAGAAAUGAAAAGGACCGAGUAGAAAUUCAAUCCGGCACCGAGUUCGGCGUCACUCUGGGUACUCCUAUUGGCCUCAUAGUGCGGAAUGAAGACCAAAGACCGAAGGAUUACGGCGGAAAGACGAUGGACCUAUAUCCUCGCCCAAGCCAUGCAGACUUCACUUACCUGGAAAAAUACGGGAUCAAGGCAAGCAGUGGAGGAGGGAGGAGUAGUGCUCGAGAAACGAUCGGAAGAGUGGCGGCGGGGGCCAUCGCCGAGAAGUAUCUAUCAUUAGCACACGGUAUCGAGAUCGUGGCUUUCGUAUCUUCCGUUGGCUCAGAGCACCUCUUUCCACCAACAUCGACACACGCAAGCCCUGCAACAAACCCAUCAUUCCUCGCGUUAAUCUCGAAAAUAACCAGAAAAGAAGUGGAUUCCUUUGUUCCGGUGAGGUGUCCCGAUGCGGGCGCCACCGAGCGUAUGACUAAGGUGAUCGAGAAGUUUCGCGACACACAGGACAGUAUUGGAGGCACUGUUACGUGUGUGAUUCGAAAUUGCCCCAUUGGAUUGGGUGAACCCUGCUUCGACAAACUUGAAGCUGAACUUGCACAUGCUAUGCUGAGCAUCCCCGCCACGAAAGGCUUCGAGAUUGGAUCAGGUUUCCGCGGGUGUGAGAUACCGGGUUCGAUUCACAAUGACCCCUUUAUUGCGGCGCCAGGAGUAGCUCCGGGUCAGCGGGCGCCAAACCGAAAGUUAACGACUAAAACAAACAACUCGGGCGGCAUCCAGGGUGGAAUUUCCAACGGUCAAGAUAUUUACUUCCGAGUUGCAUUCAAGCCUCCAGCAACAAUUGGCCAGGCGCAACAGACGGCCACUUAUGAUGCAGAGGAUGGGGUGUUGGAGGCCAAAGGUCGACAUGAUCCUUGUGUUGUACCAAGAGCAGUACCUAUCGUGGAAGCAAUGUCGGCGCUUGUCCUCAUUGAUGCACUCAUGGCACAGCAAGCCAGGGAGUCCGCACGGAGCCUCUUGCCGCCGUUGACGUCAACAUUGCCUGUGAAAGAGACUGGAGCCUCGACAACUUCAGGAAAAGCUGGAGAACUUUUGAAUGGUGCUGCCAAUGGACAAACGUAA
Molecule: messenger RNA, 1278 nt
Organism: Rhinocladiella mackenziei CBS 650.93
Lineage: Eukaryota; Fungi; Ascomycota; Eurotiomycetes; Chaetothyriales; Herpotrichiellaceae
Product: chorismate synthase
Exons: 2
Coding region: 1-1278 (425 amino acids)
Biological process (GO): chorismate biosynthetic process; aromatic amino acid biosynthetic process
Cellular component (GO): cytosol
Molecular function (GO): FMN binding; chorismate synthase activity
Source: RefSeq, a predicted model, not a curated record